Molecule: messenger RNA, 4300 nt
Organism: Antechinus flavipes (yellow-footed antechinus)
Lineage: Eukaryota; Metazoa; Chordata; Mammalia; Dasyuromorphia; Dasyuridae
Gene: IL1RAP
Product: interleukin 1 receptor accessory protein
Exons: 11
Coding region: 93-1802 (569 amino acids)
Biological process (GO): signal transduction
Molecular function (GO): interleukin-1 receptor activity; interleukin-1 receptor binding
Source: RefSeq, a predicted model, not a curated record
GCAGCGCGCGCAGGGGGCAGCGCCGGACGCAGCGCAGGGCAGAGCCGCCCUCAGCCCGCUCCAAGCCCGACUCCGCCUCCCCGGCUUUAAGGAUGGAACUGCUCUGGCUUCCUGCAUUGUUCCUGCUCGUUGGUCCCCCCAAAAGCAGUGCCUCGGAACGCUGUGAUGACUGGGGGCUGGACACCAUGCGGCAGACUCAGGUGUACGAGGGGGAGCCGGCCUACAUCCAGUGCCCACUCUUUGAGCACUUCUUGAAGUUCAACUACAGCACUGCCCACUCAGCGGGUCUGACCCUCAUCUGGUAUUGGAUCGGGCAAGACCAGGACCUGGAGGAACCCAUCAACUUCCGUCUCCCCGACAACCGCAUCAGCAAGGAGAAGGACCUGGUUUGGUUCCGGCCGGCGCUGCUCAAUGACACGGGCAACUACACCUGCAUGCUAAGAAAUACCACCUACUGCAGCAAAGUCGCCUUCCCCUUGGAAGUCAUUCAGAAGAACGACUGUUUCCAAUCAGCAAUGAAAAUGCCCAUGGAGUAUUUGUACCUGGAGCAUACCCUGCAGGUUGUAAAGUGCCCGAACAUAGAGGGAUUUUUCCCUUCCAGUGUUAAGCCAAAGGUCACCUGGUACAUGCGCUGUACAAGAGUGAACAACUUUGAUAAAGUGGAAGUGAAUGGCACCGAGCUCAUUUUUACCUAUGUCCUGACAGCCAAUGCCGCAAACUACACGUGCGUUGUGACCUAUCCGGAGAACGGGCGCACCUUUAACCUCACCCGAACUGUGGAGGUGAGGGUGGUAGCCUCUCCACUUCACGCCACACGCCCUGAGAUUUUUUCUCCCAACGACAACAUAAUUUAUGACAAGGAACCAGGUGAAGACCUUGACCUUCCCUGUAAAGUCAGUUUUUCCUUCUUGAAAGACUCAAAGAAUGAGAUUUGGUGGACCAUUGAUGGAAGGAAGCCUGAUGAUUCCAUGAAUAUAACAAUUAACCAAAGCGAGACUGUCUCAGUUAUUGGAAACAAAAUGAUAACCAGGAUAUUGAGCAUCAAAAAAGUGACCUCUGAUGACCUGAAGCGCAACUACACUUGUCAUGCAAGAAAUGCCAAAGGCGAAUCAGUGAAGCAAGCCAUCGUCAAACAGAUAGUUGUACCUCCAAGAUACACCGUGGAACUGGCCUGUGGAUUUGCAGUGACAAUUGUGCUCAUCAUCAUUCUGAUUGUGGUCUACCACGUCUACUGGCUUGAGAUGGUCUUGUUCUACCGGGCUCACUUUGGGACAGAUGAAACCAUUUUAGAUGGGAAGGAGUAUGAUAUUUAUGUUUCAUAUGCACGGAAUGCUGAAGAAGAGGAAUUUGUCCUUCUGACCCUUCGUGGAGUCUUGGAAAAUGAAUUUGGAUACAAGCUUUGCAUCUUUGACAGAGAUAGCCUGCCUGGAGGAAUUGUCACAGAUGAGACUCUGAGCUUCAUUCAGAAAAGCAGACGCCUGCUGGUUGUCCUGAGUCCCAACUACAUCCUCCAGGGGACCCAGAGCCUCCUGGAGCUCAAAGCUGGCCUAGAAAGCAUGGCCUCUCGGGGCAGCAUCCACGUCAUUUUAGUGCAGUACAAAGCGGUCAAGGAGAGCAAGGUGAAGGAGCUGAAGCGGGCCCAGACGGCACUCACAGUCAUUAAGUGGAAAGGAGACCAGUCCAGGUAUCCCCAGGGCAGGUUCUGGAAGCAGCUGCAGAUGGCCAUGCCUGUGAAGAAGAGGCCGGCUCGCUCCAGCAGCCAGGAGCACGGCCUCUCCUAUUCUUCCUUAAGGAACGUCUGAGCACAGAGAGCUGGGACAGUGGGAUGGAGACCAGGUCCUUCUGGGUGUUAGGUCAGACGGGGCUCCCUUUGUGGGGAGAACUUCAGGGAGGGCGGUCCCCCUUCCCCCUCCAGCAAAUAGAAGAGAUAGGAACUGGGCUGCCUUAGGAUGAUUGGAGCAGAUGCUUUGACCUCUGGAGAGAGCGCCCGGCUUAGGAUGACUGUUUGCAGAAGGCGGACCGUAUCACCCACAGGCAGUGUCCAGGAAAGGUCCUGCCUGGGGGGACUUUUCAGCCUGGUUGAAAAAACAACCAAACCUACAAAAACUCACUUCUUUGGAUUCCAUCUCUGAUCCCUCCCCCCCAAAAAAAAUCAAACUCUUCCCAGCUCCCCAAGCUCCUUUCUUUGAAACGGACAGUCCAAGAGAUAGACAUGGGGAUGAGUUUGGUUACUUGGUUCCUCAUUUUUUGCUACUCAUUCUUUGAGAACAGACUCCAAGGGCUUUAAAAGAGCACCAGAAGUCUGGCUUUUGGCUUCUGGCUUCUGCUACUGCACCCAUCCCAAACCUCACUAACUUAGCACCCUUAACAAGUCUUACCUCAGAAGCCAGGGCAGCCGGGAACCUCCCCCCUUACCACCCUUCAUGGGGCUGGCCCAUGAGUCUCUGACUCCUCAGCACCCAUAGGUGAGGGCUGUUCUUUCAGAAGAGCUGAAAUCAUCACUCGUGACUCCCAUGUCUAAUGGUGCUUUCUGAUUUACAAAAAGCUUUCCUUGCAUUUUCUCCUUGGAGCCUUGUAGCUACUGUUAGCUGGCAUUACGGACACUAUCAUACCCAUAUUGCAGAUGGGGGAGACAGAGGUUAAGGCUAAGGGGUCAAAUCAGGACGAGAAGUCGAGUCUAAUCUGAUGCUCCCCUUCACUUACUGACUUCCUUGGGAUGCACUAAUAAUUUUAUUUUUAUUAUUUUUUGUUAUUAAAUUUAAGGCCAGUGACUUCUGGGUACAUACCACUGAUCCUAUUUGUAGGAUCUCCUAGAUCCUAUUAGAAAUCUACUAUGGAUUCUGGGAAUCCAGGAUAAGAAGUUUUUAGAUAAGAGUACUUUUGUCUAGGAAAAAAAACACACACACGCAAAAGGCCAUCUUUUCAAGGGGUUGUCUAGUUCCUCAAGUACAGCCCCCGAUUCUGUACUUUUUGUCCACUUAGAGGGAGGAGCCCUACUUUCCCUUGGCCAGUGCCUUCUAGCUCGUCACCUCUGGACUAUCUCCACAUGUGCCCAGAGCACCUCCAUCAUGGGAAUAAUGACUUUAAAUAUACAUAUGUAUAUAAAGCUACUAUACAACGUGUAUGUGUAUAAGGUCUUUGCUCCCAUGUGGUAAGUAUUUCGUACCACAAGUAGAGUGAUCUCUGGUAAAAUAACAUAUCUGGCUAAGGAGCUUGGCCAAAGUCACACGGUAGGAAGGAGCGGAUCUGGGAUUCUGGUCCGCGUGCUCUGUGGCCAAAUUCCCUCUGCCUGCUCCUUCCUCCAGAAGUGGCAGGGGAAGGAGCCUUCUAGCUAAUUUUGGCUGCAACUUAUAUUUCCGUAUUCCUUUUUCUCCUCGUUGAUGCUUUGGUGAGCGCUGCCCACCCCAUCAUACCCUCGUAAGCCUAGAUCACCAGUUCUGAAUCCCUGGCUCUCCAUCAUUGCAUUGUAGAGGUAACAAUGUCGACAUCAUCUUUGUUUCCAAGUCUUGUGCCAUAGAUAGGGCUCCUCCAACCAUUAGAAAGAUCACAUCAGCCAACCAGCCCUCGAUGUGGACCAGUGCUGAAUCCGUACUGGCCCCGGUGAAAGAAAUAGAAACAUCCCCUGUAUCCUAGACCCGACUGCCCAUCAGUCAUCGGGACAGGAGUCUACUGGAGAUCCUUUUCUUGAUCUGUUGACAUAGAUGAGACACUAGACUUCUGUGUAUAAAUUAGCGAGACUCAUUGUCCAUGAAGCAGCCCGCCCCUGUAUUCCAGGUGUCCUGACCUCCUUGGUUUUAGAUUAUUGGCUGUUGUCCUGGAAUUAAACUAGUCCAAAUGCAACCUCUUAAAUAUCGCUGCUGGUUGUGCUGCUGCUUAUAAAGUAACAUUGAGAGUUUGGUCUCUAAUUUUUGCCCCAAAAAGGAACAGGCAGAGAGUGGGUUUGUGUGGGCUUUGGCGGGGACGGGGAUGGGAAGAGGGCCAUUAUGAACAGGAAAAGGGCUAUUUUUGCAAGUACAAGGUCUUUUUGAAUCCAAAUGGACCCAGAGCCCUAGAAAAGAUAAGUUAUGAUAACCAGUACCUUAGAAAUGAACCAUAUUCCCUUUUGUAACUUAGCAGUUGACAGAAAGCUAAAUCUAAUCAGAUAGAUUAGCCGUUUGACGCAGUUUUACUUGUUCAUUGAAUAUUUUCUUUCUGUAUGUUUUCAUAUUUUGAGAUUUUUACAAUCUCUGUAUUUUUGUAUUUUUGUUUGUUUUAUAAAUUUGUUUAUUUUUAAAAUAAACCAUUUAUUUUCCAUUUUGAA